AUGUGGGAUUUUCCAAACGCUUUGGCGUAUUGUCAACGACUCAAGACCCUGGCCGAUCAACCCAAGAGCGUGGGGGCUCCAGUAACCGACAACCGCCUCGUUCUUCAACUGGUGGUUGGCCUCACCGAGGCGUACAAGAACGUGGGCACUCAUAUCCGUCAAAGUAAGCCCCUUCCACCAUUCUCCGAAGCUCGCUCGAGUCUGUGCCUUGAGGAAAAGGCAUUGGCUGAAAUGAAUGAUGACUCACCGGCGGCUAUGGUGGCAGCUUCCCACCGUGAGUUUGAUGACUCUGCGUCUCUUGACAAUUCGAGUCAUUCUCACCAUAAUCGGGGCAAAAAUAACCACAAAAAUCGUGGUUCUGGCGGCGGCGGUGGCAACCGUCACGGUAGUGGUCGUAGCUCCGGCGAGACGCAGCAGGUACCGGUGCAGCAGCAGUGGCAGAAUCCUCCUUCACCUUGGCCAUGGGGAUGGAUGCCUCACUGGGCUCCCCCUUGCCCAUAUCCAACAACACAGUGGGCUCGUCCACCUUCUGGCCCAACAAGGAUGAUGGCCCAACCAGGGAUCUUGGGCUCAAGACCACAGCAGCAGGUCCAAUAA
This is a messenger RNA of Lycium barbarum (goji berry), 597 nucleotides long. RefSeq lists its product as uncharacterized. Bases 1 to 597 code for a protein of 198 amino acids. The transcript has a single exon. The record is from RefSeq and is a predicted model, not a curated record. NCBI's taxonomy places the organism in Eukaryota, Viridiplantae, Streptophyta, Magnoliopsida, Solanales, Solanaceae.